Messenger RNA from Manacus vitellinus (golden-collared manakin), 492 nucleotides. It is a transcript of the gene RNF122, whose product is annotated as ring finger protein 122. NCBI's taxonomy places the organism in Eukaryota, Metazoa, Chordata, Aves, Passeriformes, Pipridae. The transcript has 6 exons. The record is from RefSeq and is a predicted model, not a curated record. The coding region runs from base 1 to 492 and encodes 163 amino acids.
AUGUCCUGGCGGUGCUCCUGCAGCCUGGGGCUGGUUUACCCCAGUAAACCCUGCACGAUGCCGCCCCUCACCUUCCAGGACCUGCCCCUCAACAUCUACAUGGUCAUUUUCGGCACCGGCAUCUUCAUCUUCGUGCUCAGCCUCAUCUUCUGCUGCUACUUCAUCAGCAAACUGCGGCACCAGGCGCAGAGCGAGCGCUUCGGGUACAAGGAGGUGGUUUUGAAGGGCGAUGCCCGGAGGCUGAACGUGCACGGGCCGUUCACCAUCGCUCCCGUGGUUGUCACCUCCCACAGCAGACCUGCGCGUGUGGUCCUGGAGGAUUUUAGGCCAAGGAGGAGCUUGGGGGUGCUGCGUGCAGACGCUUCCACAUGGAAGUGGUGCCUGGUGAAGUGGCUGGAGGUGCGCUGCGUGUGCCCCAUGUGCAACAAGCCCAUGGCUGGUCCGGCACAGCCCCGUGCUGGCAUCGGGACCCUCCUGGACGAGCUGGUGUGA